UCGUUAAUAACUGGGGCUCCGUUGGAUUGUUCAUAACAACAGAGAGGAAGGCGCAUCAGCUCCAGCCCAGACGCGUUUUGGAACCGCACACAAACGGAAACCAGCCGUUCCUGCGUGACGAGCUCCGUUCUUCUACUGUUAGCUGUUGUUUGUAACGAGCUAGCUUUGUCCUUCGUAGUCACAGCUGUGGUGGGUCGCUGAUAUUUUUUAUAUAUAAAUCGCCGUGGAAUAUGGCUCAGAAUAAACAUCAUGUAGCCAGUUCCCAAAAAGCAUUAAUGCUGGAGAUGAAAAGUCUUCAAGAUGAGCCGGUCGAAGGGUUCAAAAUAACUUUGGUGGACGAGUCGGACCUGUACAACUGGGAAGUAGCGAUAUUCGGACCCCCGAAUACACACUACGAGGGUGGUUAUUUUAAGGCUCGGAUCAAGUUUCCCAUCGACUACCCGUACUCUCCACCAGCUUUCCGCUUUCUCACCAAAAUGUGGCACCCGAACAUCUAUGAGAACGGGGAUGUGUGCAUCUCUAUCCUUCAUCCACCAGUGGACGACCCACAGAGCGGUGAGCUGCCUUCGGAGAGGUGGAACCCCACGCAGAACGUCAGGACCAUCCUGCUCAGUGUGAUCUCUCUGCUGAAUGAACCCAACACGUUCUCCCCCGCCAACGUGGACGCCUCCGUCAUGUACCGAAAGUGGAGGGACAGCAAGGGCAAGGACCGAGAAUACAUCGAGAUCAUCAGAAAGCAGGUGGUGGCUACCAAAGCGGACGCAGAGCGGGACGGUGUCAAGGUUCCUGUCACGUUGGACGAGUACUGCGUCCGAACCCAAGUCCCACCCACAGACGAUGGCUCCAACCUCUUAUACGAUGACUACUACGAUGAUGAGGAGCUGGAUGAUGAUGAUGAGGAGGAGGACGAUGAGGACUGUUGCUAUGAUGAGGACGACUCGGGCACUGAGGACUCCUGACCUCGCCCUCCCUGCGACAUCGUCCCCCUGCCUGCUGUUCUUGUUCUCAACACCCCCACCCCACCGCUGACCGCCCUCUUCUGUCAUGAACUGAACUUUAAAUCCCACCUACCCCUCUUCUUCCCGAGUACUCACUUAGCACAGCCCGCCCCCCCCCGUCCACCUUCUGUCACAUGUGCAGUCACAGCGUGCGCACUAAAACCCAAUGCAUUGAAGAAAAGAAGGCUACAGAGUUUUUUCUGCUUACAUGUUUUAUUUUAUUUUUUUUUAUCUGUUCUGAGUAAAGGUUACACACAAUAUGCACACUCAGCUUCAAAGUAAUAGUUUUGGUUUCCUCACCUCCUCCUGUUGAUCUGCACUUACUAAAAAUUAACUUAGCCUUUUAGCUUCGAGUCCUAUUUCUUCUGCAGGCUUUGAGUGGAACAAAUAUGAUGUCUGAGUUAAUUUUGGUGCAGAAUGGUCACACCUGCUCUUAAUCACAGUCAUCAGGAGGCAGGUUCAGGUCAGAGUAAAGCAAGAUUUGUGAAGAAAGCUAACGUAGGAUAAUUGGCAUACUGUGCGUACGUGUGUCUGCGCGAGUUGUUUUGUUUUUUUUCCCUUUUUCUAAAGCGGAGUCGUUUCCGCCUCUGAGCCCCGGAUGUGUGUGUGACUCUACUCUAGUUUGCAGGCUGUUCAAAGCCCUGCCAUGCCUCACCUCUGACCUUUUAAGCCGCAAGGCUUGUGCUGCUCCACACAUGAAAGUUGUCUGCCAUUCACACUCGUGUGCCUUCCCUCACUCCCUAAUAUUCCACAUGUGACUGACCAAUGGGAUCCAUGAGUCACGGCAAACCCCAGUCAGCCAGGCAAGAGGAAAGUGGCAUAAGGAGUCAGUCAGCCCUCCUCCCGCUCUUUUAAUUCUCAGGUGGCGAUAUUGUGUAAACGGGGCCGUCCUGAUGGAACAACUUAUUUAUAGCGGCACCUGUCAGAUUUGUCCGAGGUGUGAGUGAGGAAGGUAAGAUCAAACAGCUGAACUAAAGAAUGGCAUGUAGAGCAGAACCCCAGAAACGUCCUCUACCGACUGCCACACGGCCUUCGUCGUACAAGCAUGCGCUACUAGUGGCCCGGAUGCAUUAAGAAACCGCUAGCCCAGCUCACUGCUGCUCGUGAAAUCUAAUGUACUGUAUUUAACAAACCUAUGCAGUCAGUGCUUUAACUUACUCAAUAUGCAGUGCUUUAAGCGUGGCAGUAAAGCUGAGCUUUGCAGCGUGUCCCGAACUCCAACUCAAGUCUCACAAGCCAGCCACGUGUCCUUGGUCAGAGAUGGACAUGUGUAGCUGCGUCUGUCUGUGGUUUGUGAUCCUAACUCAAGAGUAGCACAAGUCUCCAGAGCUGAAGAGUUGCAUUGUUCACUGCCCUUCACAGAGCUCACCCCCUGCUGGCGGCUGUGUGUACUGGCAUAUUUCUUUGCGCCAGCCAUUUUGACUCAUCAGUAUCAAAGGCCUCAAAGGCAAACGGGUGGCAGCUUGAUGCAGGACGUGAUUCAGAAGAAUUAAAAAUGGAGACAGAUGGGGGAAGGGGGGGGCGUCUUGUUUUCAGUCUACUGUACACCAUCAGACCCUCUCCUAACUGCCAAGAGUGCUCUGUUACACCCCCGUUACCACCACCUAACAGUAUUUCCGAUGAAAUCCUGACUGUAAUCAUGUUUCCGUUGUGUGUGUGUGUGUUUGUGUGUGUGUGUGUGUGAAUACUCGCUGAUGGGUUUUGUAUUAUUUUAUUUUUUUAGAUGAGCUGAAAUGUGCAGAGAAGAAAAGCAAAAAUGGGAAGGUACUGGGAUGGGGUUUAUCUUUAAGCAUGAACAGGAGAAUGUGGUUCUUCACUAGCAUGCUGUUAUGAUGUGUUUGUGGUUUUAAACCUGCUAUAAGGGUUGGGAUUGUGUCCAAGGAAAAAGGUCCUCUUAACUCAAUUUUAUCUGGGCUGUGUUUGGAGGGGAAGGGGGGCUGCUUUUCUGUUUUCAGGGUUGUUGUUUUUUUUCCUUUAAAUUUGUGGUAAAGGCUGCAAUGUUUUCUCUUAUAUGUAUUGACUUUAUUGUUAAAAGCCCUUUUGUUGUUCAUUAAAGACUGAGUAAAGAUAUGAACCAGUUACACAGAUAUGAAACGGAAAAGUUGAACAGAGCCAAACUGAGUCGGCACACCAUGCAGGGAUCGUUACCCGCUACUGUUUACGCCACAGAGUUGUCAAUACUGUAUAAUUGAUCAGUGUUUGUUACAUAGUUUAUGAAUGAACCCCUGCCUCUCUAUUGUAAUGGUUUGUGAGAAUGGGAUUUUUAUUUUUUUGGGGGGGGGUCAAACUACUGUUUUAUCGUCCUUGCUCCCCACACUCUGAGCUCUGGUUGGUGGCAGCCUCACUGAGGGAAACCCAGCAGUUAAGAAAACAACAAGAACCUCAGGAAAAAAACAAAACAACCACCAAUAAACAAACCCUUUUCCAGCUGAGUGAACCUGACCCCAGGCAGUCUCACUUUUUGGCUUCAAAGGACUGUUUACAAUCUACCUUGAUAUGCACAUGUGGAUAUUUUGACGAUCACUUGAUAUAUAUUUUUUUUUUUCCUCCUCGUUUUUGUUUUCUUUUUUUUUUUCUUAUGGUUUGUAAAUCUAUUUAAAAUCUGAAUAAAGCUCUUUAUUAGA
This is a messenger RNA of Oreochromis aureus, 3622 nucleotides long. RefSeq names its product cell division cycle 34 homolog (S. cerevisiae) a (gene cdc34a). Gene Ontology annotation, biological process: ubiquitin-dependent protein catabolic process; protein polyubiquitination. The coding region runs from base 231 to 959 and encodes 242 amino acids. Lineage: Eukaryota; Metazoa; Chordata; Actinopteri; Cichliformes; Cichlidae. The record is from RefSeq and is a predicted model, not a curated record. The transcript has 5 exons. Gene Ontology annotation, molecular function: ubiquitin conjugating enzyme activity.